Molecule: messenger RNA, 662 nt
Organism: Vitis riparia (riverbank grape)
Lineage: Eukaryota; Viridiplantae; Streptophyta; Magnoliopsida; Vitales; Vitaceae
Product: prefoldin subunit 1
Exons: 6
Coding region: 80-469 (129 amino acids)
Biological process (GO): protein folding
Cellular component (GO): prefoldin complex; cytoplasm
Molecular function (GO): protein folding chaperone
Source: RefSeq, a predicted model, not a curated record
UUUAGAACACAUAAAAUGGGUCGAUUCUUUCGGUUAGGGUUUCAGGCUCUUGAAUUUGCUAUUAAGGUUUCUCAGGAAAAUGGCCGAUGAAGCUAACAGAACUGCAUUUAUGGAGAUUCAAGGUCACAUGAUCGAAACUACUGGAAAAUUGAAGCAGGUGCAGAACCAGAUGCGGAACAAAGAAGGAGAAAAGAAGCGUGCUUUCUUAACCUUGGAAGAACUGCGCCAAUUGUCUGAUGAUACAAACACAUACAAGUCUAUAGGGAGAACGUUCGUCUUAGAGCCAAAAUCGGCCUUAAUGAGUGAACAGGAACAGAAGCUCAAGGAUAGUGAAGCUGCAAUUGCUGGUUUACAGACUUCCAAGGAAUACUUAGAGAAGCAGAUGGCAGAGGUAGAGAACAACCUGAGGGAGCUGCUGCAGCAAGAUCCAGGUCUUGCUCGUCAAAUCAUGUCGAUGACUGUAAUGUAAACCUUUUCUGAAAAUUCCUCAUAUCUUCAUUGUCUUACGCGCAAAUCAAAAGCUGGAUGUUUGUGAUAUUGCUUGUAUAAUCAGCUUGCCUACUCCUUUGAUCAUGAUCAUAAUUUUUGUCUGAAACAUUACAUUUCAUUUGUGGUAGUUGACAUGGUAUGAAUGAUAUGAGUUAGGAACCUACCGUUGCAAA